AUGAGCAUUGAUCUAUCCUUUAAGAAUCUUCAAAUGCUUGAUUAAUCUUUAAAUCUUAAUAAUUAUGUAAUCUCAUAAUUCCAUUCAUAUUUAGACAAUAUUAAAUUUAUAAGGCAAUAAUUUCAAAGGUGAAUAAAUUUAUAUUCAAUAACUCAAAGUUUAACAUCUCAACCUUUCAUUCAAUAAUAUUGAACAGAUGUGGUUACUACCUUCCUCCUUAAUUACAUUAGAAAUUAAUAAUAAUUUAAUCCAAAAUUUAUCAAGUAUGAAUAAUCCAUGAAUUUAAGAUAUCUCACAUCUCAAAAAUUUGAAACAAAUUGAUUUAUCUAACAAUUUAUUAUAAAGUGUUCAUUGGUUUAGUAAUCUGACCUAAAUAACUCAUUUAUUUUUAAAGAAUAAUAAAGUAAAUAUAAAGAUAUGUUAGAUUAAAACAAUAGAAUAAUUAAAAAAUUUACCAUAACUUGUUGAAGUAGAUUUAGAAUGCAAUGAAUUAAAAAAUGUAGCUGAAGUACAUUAUCUAGAAACUUAAUCUAAAAUUAAUGUAAUAAAUUUAUUUGGAAAUCCUGUUUUUGAAGGAUUACAAUUAAAAGUAUUAAAUGUAGUUGAAAGUAAAUUUUAUUAUAUCUAAUAAUAGAAAAUUGUCAUUGUAGAUCAGAACAAAUAUAUAAUCAAUCAGAAAUAUGUAAAAAGCGUAAUUAAUAAAUUGAUGAUAUUGACUUGUUUGAUGAAUAAUCAAGUGAAAAACAAUAAGAUCUCCAAACUUAAACAAUGACAUAAAAAAAAUAUACAAAGUCUUUAUCUCCUUUAAAUAAACAAUUACCAUAAUUUUAUGAUCCAAAGUCAAGUAAAUAUGUAACAUUUCAUGAUGUAUUAAGAUAAAAAUAACGUAACAAUACUAAUACAAAUUAUGAUGUUAAAUAAUAAAAUGUAACAACAACAAAUACUAAUACUACAAUUAAUAAUAGAUAAAAUAUGGAUUAAUUGAAACAAUAAAAUGAAAACUUGAAGAAAGAUUAUAUGAAAUUAAAAUAAAAAUUUGAAUAAUCAUAAAAAUAGAAUUAGAGUUUUUUUUAAGAAAUUGAGAGCUACAAAGAAUAAUUAAAUGGAUUAUUGUUAUAGUUUAAUAUUCCAAUUUAAGAAGAAGAAGCAUCAAUUAGAUCAUUAUUGGAUUAAUUAGAAUUAGGCUUGAUGACUUUUUUAAAAGAAACAAGAAAAUAAAAUUUAGAAUAAAUCAAUAGUAUGAUGAUAAGAAUGGGAAAUAAGGUAAAAGUAAUGAGCAGUUAAAUAGAAAUUACCACUUUAAAGAAAUGUUGUGAAUAUACAGAGAAAAUAAAUAAUAUUGAAUUAGCGUUAUCUAAAUUAGCUGAUGUAGUUGUAGAAUAGUAAUUAUUAUAUCUAUUAAAUUUUAGAAAAUAAUAAAUUAUAAAAUUACAAAGAUAAAGAGUUCAUUCACCUUUAUAAAAAUAAUGUUUUACAACAAGAUAUCAUGGUAAAAAUCCAAGUGAACUUGAUCAAAUGAAAUUAAAAACAUUAUUUUUCAAGUCUCCUAAUGUUUAGUAAUUAGAUAAACCUCUUAAAACUUAAGGAUCUUAAGCCACUAGUUUAUCAUAAUAAAUGUUAGAAACACAAUAGAAACCAAAAUUAUAUAAAAAAUGA
Paramecium sonneborni is the source of this 1656-nucleotide messenger RNA. NCBI's taxonomy places the organism in Eukaryota, Ciliophora, Oligohymenophorea, Peniculida, Parameciidae. The record is from the annotation of a GenBank genome assembly.